GUUCGCCAGUCAGUUGACGUAGCCGCGUCGUUCACGUAGCAAUAUGCUCCCAGUUCUCGCGAUUUCGGUUUUCUGCAUCGUGACAUGGGCGUCCGCGCUGAACGAUCCGUCACCAGAUUCACCAAGGUUUGGCAAACCGUUGAACAACCUUACGGUCUCCGUGGGUCGCGAGGCCAUUUUCACCUGCAUCGUGGAAAAUCUUGGAAUAUACAAGGUGGCGUGGCUACGUGUCGAUACACAGACGAUCCUCACGAUUGCGGUCCACGUGAUCACGAAAAAUCAUCGAAUCUCUGUGAAACAUAGCGGUCAUCGUACCUGGUCUCUUCACAUCAAAGACAUCAAAGUGUCGGACAGGGGAUGGUACAUGUGUCAACUGAACACCGAUCCAAUGUCCAGCAUCACUGGAUUCCUCGAAGUAGUCGUGCCCCCGGAUAUCCUGGACUACCCUACCAGCACGGACAUGGUGGUGCGGGAGGGGAGCAACGUGACGUUGCAGUGCGCCGCGACGGGCAUCCCGACGCCAACGGUCACGUGGCGUCGUGAAGCAGAAGACAAGAACAACCUGUCAAACUGGAGAGAGGUUCCAAGUACCCAGGGCACAAAGCUGGAAAUAACGCGUGUGACGCGCGUCCACAUGGGACCGUAUUUCUGCAUAGCUUCGAACGGCGUGCUACCGUCAGUCAGCAAGCGGAUCGUCCUCACUGUUCACUUUCAACCAAUGGUAUGGAUUGAAAACCAGUUAGUUGGUGCUUACGAGGGCGAAACACUUAAAUUGGAGUGUCGCAUCGAGGCUUAUCCAAGACCGAUCACCUAUUGGACGAGGCCAUUGAACAAAACGAUCACUAAUGACAACAACUAUAAGGUCGAGACAAUUUCCAAUGGGUACGAGAUAACCAUGAGGCUCACUAUACAUUCAGUACGUUCUCAAGACUUCGGGUCGUUCAGGUGUGUGGCGACCAACUCGCUGGGUGAAACAGAUGGAAAACUCAAAGUUUACAGCAUCGAUGAAAUACCAACGACGCGUAGACCGAACACCGGGUGGGACUCGAAGAAAGCAAGGAAGAUCGAUCACAGCCACGAAAGGAAGACAGCCGGAAUGAAGGACGAGCCGAUACUGAAUGGUAUCGACUACGAUGACGAACAGAUUGAUUUCCAAUCAGCAACCGCCUCGUCGCUUUUUCAUCGACAUUUGUUCGCGAACCUCGGCAUUACCGCCGUCACGGCCAUUCUGGUUGGCGGUUUAUCGACGUAGGUGUCCUUUCGCAGUGACAAUUAUGCCAGAAACUGAUUAAUCUACGACUCGACGAGUUUUUGGGAUGAUACGAGUCGCGGGGUGCAAGCGAAAGCUAGAAACACGGUGAAAUCCUUAAUUGAAAGCUGAUCUAAGACAUCGAGCCAGUUGAGAGUUUCUUCCUUGUGUACACGAAACUUGCGGGAAAACAGUUCGAAAGCGAAGAAAUUAGUAAUUUCGUGGUAUCUUUUAUGAUCGAAAUUCUAGCAAGUAACAUCUAGGAAGUUAUUACUCCUCCUCGGAAUUAACGAAACUUUGUUGGGUUGCAAAGCAGUCAAAAAUGAGGAAUACGUAGUUUCAGAGUAAAUGUUGACUCGAGUUUCUGCUGGAUAUACCUACUUUAGUUUUAAUGAGAAAUCGUAAGUCAUUCAUUUUUAAUGUAAUGUAAUAUCUCUCUUUACAGAAUUUAUUUCAAUGACUCCAUGUCUCAUCUAAUAAUUUGAAAAUAGUAAUACAAAUCUAAUACUUUGUAAUACUACAUUGGAACAAUUAAAGAACCACGUAUUCCCCAUCUUUGGUUGUUCUGUAAAUCAACAGUGUUUUCUAGAAAUCUAAGGAGAGACACUUCAUGAAUGUUCCUUGUGUAUAACUAUAAAACGCGAAUUGGCGAAGUAGUGUGUUGCGUGCGCAUUCCUUUUCUUCAAAGGACUACUCUUUUCAGUAAGAGUAAUUCAUUUCAGCGAGAAGCAAUUUUUGUAACUGCGGUCGACGAGUGGAUUGUUUCUGCGGAAUAGAAGUGUAUGCUACAGUUUUUAUUCUUCGAGCGAAUUCCAUGCCAUUAGAUCGAUAACGUUUCUUUCGGCUGUAUUUUUAUAUCAGGUUCCUUUCUAACGAAAUUAUUACGAAGAUUUCUUUGGACGCAGCACCAUAUUGUAUUAAAUAGUUUUUUUUAAUGAAAUGAUGCAGAUAAUUUGUGAAAACUACACGAAAAUCGAUAUUGUACAUUGCUUGCUCUAUGAUAACGAAAUUUUCUACUAUGAGUCUGCAAAAUUGUGCUUUUCAACCAGAAAUUUUGACAACAAUUUCUGACAUUUUCUUUUUUUAUUCAUUGUUCAUAAUUACUUUGUAAGUUUGCGAAUAUUCGCAAGGCCUAUCAGAACGGUUUCAGCAUAUCCAUCAUUUUAUAUUAAUUGUGUAUAUGUUUCAAGCUAUUGUUAAAGUUGGAAACGCUUCUGUAAAUAUUAUUUCAUGGACUGUCUGAUCGUCUAACAUUUUUCUUGAAAAUAAUGACAGUGUAAACUAAGCAUUUCCUCUUGUAAAUAUUCCUCGUUCCUAAGCCUUAUGUAUCAUACAUUUGUUUAAUGAUAAUGGUUCUUUUAAAAUUAUAAAGUUUUUAGUAAAAGCUAUAACCACGUUAUAAUUACACAAUAUUACAUUUUCAUUUAAUUGAAACAUCACAUUGAUUAAAUUUUAUUAAUUUUGUUUUGUAAUUCAUAAAUAAAAUAUCAAAUAUUAUGCGGCACGGAAACAUGUAUUCAUAUCUUUUAUUAAGUUAUGUAUGUAAUAAACAUUCGUUUGCUGUAGUAAUUAUCAAAUUGCUACAAAAUGACUGCCGUAUAUCUAAGAUUAUAUAUACGCGUUAUUAUUAAUAAGGAAAGAGUUUAGUUAAGUAGAGCGCUACUCAUCAAUAAGAAGUCUGGAGCACUUCGAAGACCUGAAAUUAAUACUUUAAAUACUACAAUGUUCUGUAGAAUUUUCUAACGUGUCAGUUCAUGUUAAGUUACUUGUAUUUACAUAACGAUUCUAAAAUUGAUGGCUAAUGAUAAUGAGAGCAUACUUCACCUAUUUAAAAAGUGAGUAUACAUCUAAUAGCAUAUGAACAUUGUGUGUACUGUUUUGUAAAUUGUAGACAUCGUUUAUUUGCGAUACAAUUGUGAGAGCUCUGACUACUAUAAAUUUUGAAAUAAUACAUUUUCAAAUAGUUACAAAACCACCCAGUGUACUCUGAAAUGUUAUAUAUUAUAAAAUUAUUAGUACUUUUUUAAAUUAAAAUUUAAUUUUACAGUUUCUGUGCCCUGCAUGAUAAGGAUCGUUUAAAGUACUCCUCCAUGAGGAGUUAAGGAUGCCCCAUACUUUCUGAAUGCGCUUGCAGAGUAAAGAAGUAAAAUCACUUUAUAGAUGAAAAGUUCAGUAAGAAGUUUGUCUCGGUUGCAAACUAUUUUGAUGGUUCACGAAGCUCCUUACGUGAGCUUUCCCUGUAUAUUAGAACAUACUCAUAACUUAAUGCAACCACUAUGAAGGUAGUAAACUCGAACAAUUUAUGUCGUAAAUAAAAAUUUUCAGUUCUGCGCAAGCAAGUUCUUUUCUUUCUACGAGAUAUUUGUUCGUUAUCAAGAUAAGUACACUGCGUCUCCAGACUUCGAUCACCAACUUCGGAAUCAUCCUCUACGACUGAGUUCAGGUGUUUGUCGAUCUGUUCAAGCGCACAUGAUUAUUUCCUGGGAGAAUCUGUGAUCUCAUUCCGUUCCAAAGUUUGAUUUCCACGGUUGCUUGCGCGAAUCCUUAGGUAGCAAUGCCAGUAACCGAGGUAGUAUGUACGAAUUAAUGUAUAGAAAUGCGUUGCAACGACGAUUCUGGUAAUAUUUUAAUGUACCUCGACCACCUAAUGUCAUCGUGUGUGAUCUUUCUUCUUCGAAUCGUCGUUCGAAGCAAGGUAGACCAGUACAAGUAGAAUGAAUCGAGUAACAUAGCCCAUCUACACGCGUAUCGUCGAUCAGAGUUUGGAAAAAUUCUCUGUAAGUGAUAAAUGACGAACAAGAUGAAAUGUAUAGCAAUUUCUUAAGUAUUUAAUACAAACAAAUGUCGAACAUCCUUUGAAAUUAAACGGAUGUUUAUCUUUUAUUUAUUGUUUAAGAGUUUCACCUAGUUUUUGCCAAUAUCUGUCGUCAAUGUUGUCGUUGCUUGCGGAACGCAACUCUGAUAAUUGUCCUUCGGCCUCAAGACUUCAUCGAGGCUGUCUCGAAUUACGGGGAACGUUGACUAAAUCGUUAUAGUAUCGAUCACUCAAUCUUUGAUCGAGCUUGGCGAUCCUCUUUAGUCCAGCUUGCGUGCGUUUGCGAUGAUUCCUGAUGUGCAAGAUGUUGAUAAAAAUGUGAGACAUGUUCUCAAAAUUGAUUCUUCAUAUUAAAAAAACAAACGAAAAGUUCUUUAACCUUUCGCAAUCGGAAGCUUGACUAUCGAGAUAUAAGCAGUUAAAGUUUAUUGAUGUACCUAGCGACACGCGCUAUUUGUGCACCUGCGCAUGCGAUCGCACGCAUGGAAACUUUAAUUUCUUACAUCUGGAUAACGAAGCUUCAGAUUAAAAAAUGGGAAAAGGCUUAUUUGCUUAUAUUGUCAUAAAGAAUUGAUCUUGAGGAAGCUGUGCCAUAUUUUUGUUGACACUCUGUAUAUAUCUUGUACAUAAUACACACCAGUGCUUUCCAACAGGUGCGGCUUGGCACAUUGGUGACUACAGUAGGAGCGUGCCACAUAAGUUUGUAAUAAAUUAACGAAAACAACUUCAUUUGUAAAAGAGUUUCCAUCGUUUAGGGACAACGCAGAGAAUGUUCUUGUUAUUUGCUAUUCCAUAUGCAAACAAACCUCUCAAUGAACGAUAACCAAGAAAUAAAGGGGAAACGAUCAUGGUUAGAAAUUUUAGAUACGGAAUUGCGAGUAGCUAUUCAAAUCCAAGUUGCAGUAAAAUUUGUUUAGAAUAUUAAGAAAACCUUCGCUAAUUGGAAGAGUGUGCGGUAUGAAUGUUAGCAUCUUCUAUCCAUGUCGUGAUGUAAUAAUAGGGUUGGGAAGCACUGACAUACACAAUGAAAGUGUGAUACCCAAUAAUCGUGUACGACAUAGACCAUUGCUUUCAGCGCAUAGGAUAAAUUGUAUUGUACAAUAAUAGCAGGUGUAUAAUAACGGUAGACUAAGCCUCAGGGACAUGUAAAUAGGUUAAGCUGUAAGAUAAUGUCGUAUUAGUUUUUGCAUUUGUGAUCACAUCCCCGUUCCCCUUCCUCUGUAAAUACAAUGUGUACUUUAUCGUAUACUUGGGCAAUAAAUGUUAGACAAUCGUAAA
This is a messenger RNA of Hylaeus anthracinus, 5342 nucleotides long. Its product is annotated as lachesin-like. Gene Ontology annotation, cellular component: neuron projection. The transcript is spliced from 8 exons. NCBI's taxonomy places the organism in Eukaryota, Metazoa, Arthropoda, Insecta, Hymenoptera, Colletidae. The record is from RefSeq and is a predicted model, not a curated record. Bases 44 to 1252 code for a protein of 402 amino acids.